Messenger RNA from Aureobasidium melanogenum CBS 110374, 3660 nucleotides. RefSeq names its product citron like protein. Gene Ontology annotation, biological process: intracellular signal transduction. The coding region runs from base 1 to 3660 and encodes 1219 amino acids. The record is from RefSeq and is a predicted model, not a curated record. Lineage: Eukaryota; Fungi; Ascomycota; Dothideomycetes; Dothideales; Saccotheciaceae. Gene Ontology annotation, molecular function: guanyl-nucleotide exchange factor activity. The transcript is spliced from 2 exons.
AUGGCUCAGUACUCGCAACAACAGGGCCGCUCCUCGUCGCAGCAGCGCGAGGCUGCCUACAACAACAUCUUUGGUCCUCCUGCUGCCGCCCAGCAACAACAGGGUCGCUCGCAAACCAUGCUUUCCCAACCUAUGAGGCCACCUACCGAACGCGCCGCCACCAUGUCGUCGCAGAUGUCCGACUAUAUGCAACGCGCUCCUCCCAUGCGAGCAUACCCUCCGUCGCAAGGCAAUCCUCGCCCUAUGCCUCAUCACCAACAGUCUUACGGCACUCCCUCUCCUCCUACUAUGAACGGCGACUAUCAUCAACAGCAGAAUUACCCUUCCUCUCCACAACCCCACCGCCAGCCUCAACCCCAAUAUCUACCCCAGCCUCUUCGUCCCGACCGCCGCCCUUAUGCCGCUCCUCAGCGCCUUGAUCCGCGUGGUCCGCCGCCCUCGCAGCCCUAUGCUCGCACCUACACUGGUGGACCUGCCAUGGCUUCCGGCCCAGGUCCUGCUCUCAACUCGGAUAGCUACCGCUCACAGUCCAUGGCAGCAACCUCUAGGCCCAAUUUCCCCAUGCAGCAUAGUCAGUCUAGCUAUAACAUAGCCCCUGCACACGCUUUCCGCCAGCAGCCAUACAUGAGUAACCACCUGGCAAGGACAACUGCCCAGGGCAGAGUCGUGCCCGAUCGUCCUGCUGACGAGCGAACCAUGUCCAUGUCUUCAUAUUCUCGCGAUCAAGAUCACAGUCUGAUUAUGAGCGGUCGUGUUAUCCCUCAGCGCAAACGUGGUGACUCGGAGGUGAAUCAGCCGGAUCCUUUUAUUGCCGCUAAGGGUAGAACUCCUAGUCAAGGCAGUAUUCAAUCCCGCUCCAUGUCCAUGGCAUCUACUAUUGCUCCUCCUUCCGAAUACUCAGAGACCACAGUCGGCGCCGCGCAGUCACCUCGACCUUCAAUUACCGCAUCUUCCACUCGUUCCAACAGCCAAAUCCAACAAAGCAACGGACAGAUGAUAGCCCAAAGACGCCCAUCUCUUGUUUACGGCGCACUUCUCUCCAAGGUUGCCGCCGCCUUCUACGAUAGAAUCCCAAUGGCGGAAAAGGAGAAGGACGGCUUGGUUUACAAGAACGCAUUUACUGGCCACGAUGCAGUCGAGCUGAUUGCUUAUAUCAUCCGAACAUCCGACAGAAACCUCGCAUUGCUCCUGGGCAGGUCCCUGGAUGCGCAAAAAUUCUUCCACGAGGUUGCUUAUGCACACAGGUUGCGUGACUCUCCCAACGAGAUUUAUCAGUUCAAGGAAGCCGUGAUCGAAGAGCCAGCCGAGGUCAAUGGAGUUUUCACUCUGUUGACAGAGUGUUAUUCGCCUACUUGUACACGCGAUCACCUUUGUUAUUCCAUUGCAUGCCCAAGGAGACUCGAACAACAGCAGCGUCUCAAUAUGAAGAUUCAGCCUGGUCUUAAAAGGGAGGGCUCGCAAGCCAGUCUGCGAGAUGAGCCAGAAGCGGAACAGAGAUUGUGGAUCAAUACCGUUUCCAAGGAUAUCGCCGACAGUGUAGAUGACAAGGAAAAGGCUCGCCAGGAAGUCCUUGCUGAAAUCAUGUAUACUGAACGAGACUUUGUCAAGGACCUGGAGUAUCUGCGUGACUUCUGGAUCAAGCCCCUGAGAAACCCUAACAUUUCACCAAUCCCGGAACACAGACGUGAGAAGUUUAUUCGAACUGUUUUCUCUAACUGCCAAGAAGUUCAUGCUGUCAAUGUCAGGCUCGCUAGUGCUUUGACUCGACGGCAGCAGCAGAGCCCGGUUGUGCGCAAUGUCGGCGACAUCUUCUUAGAAUAUGUUCCUCAGUUUACUCCUUUCAUUAAAUAUGGUGCUAACCAGUUGUUCGGCAAGUUUGAGUUCGAGAAGGAGAAGUCGAGCAAUCCGGCCUUUGCCAAAUUUGUCGAGGAGACAGAACGUUUGAAAGAAUCGCGGAAACUCGAAUUGAACGGCUAUCUAACCAAGCCUACCACUCGUCUUGCCAGAUACCCCUUGCUUCUAGAAGGAGCGCUCAAAAAAGCGAAGGACGACAACCCGGAUAAAGAGGAUCUCCCACGAGCUAUUACCAUGAUCAAGACUAUUCUUACCAGGGUCAACGAGGAAUCUGGAAAGGCAGAAAACAUCCAACAACUUGUGCAACUCAAUCAAAACUUGAAAUGGACUAACGUGCCUUAUCAAGAUUUGAAAUUGACCGAGGAGGGACGCCAGAUGGUCUUCAAAGGCGGUCUCAAGAAGACGGCGAGCGCAGAAACAGUCGACAUUCAAGCAUAUCUGUUCGACCACGCAGUGCUACUGGUUCGACAGAAGAUGGUCAACAAACGUGAAGAACAAAAAGUGUACCGAAAGCCAAUCCCGUUAGAGUUGCUUGUCAUCACACAGAUGGAAGAAGUCUUGCCAAAGUUAGGGAUAACGAAAAGACCUUCGUCUAGCAUGAUUCCUGGAGCUCGUACCAUCACAAGCGCUACGACCAAGAAAGAAGAUGGAUACCCUCUAACUUUCAAGAGACUUGGAAAAGGUGGCUACGAGCUUACUCUUUAUUGCUCGACUCAAAUCCAAAAGGAAAAGUGGAUGGAAAACAUUCACGCUCAGCAACAGAAGCUUCGUGAGCGCAGCAACAUAUUCACCAAAGCGAAUAUCAACCAAGGCUACUUUGCAUCCAGUAACCGUGUCAACUGCUGUGUUCCUAUCGACGGUGGCCGGAAACUGGUGCUCGGAACCGAUAUUGGUGUUUUCGUGGCAGAUCGCAAGCCUAAGGACGCUUCUCACAAACCAAAACGCAUGCUUGAUUGCAAGCUAGUAUCGCAAAUUGAUGUUUUGGAACAGCACCAGAUCUUGUUGGUUCUUGCUGAUAAGGUGAUGUACUCAUACCCCUUGGAUGCUCUAGACCCUGAAGACAGUCAGCCAUCUCCCUCUAAGCGGGGGCGCAAGAUUUGUCAUGCCAAUUACUUCAACGCCGGCAUGUGCAAUGGUCAAUUGCUUGUCUGCUGUGUCAAGUCAACAUCUCUAUCGAGUACUGUCAGAGUGUACGAACCUAUGGAUGCCAUGUCGAAGGGCAAGAAGAAAUCGGGCCUGGCUAAAAUGCUUGCCGGUGGUCAAGAAGUGCUCCGACCAUUCAAAGAGUUCUACAUACCUAUGGAGUCGAACAGCAUCCACUUCCUGCGGUCGAAGCUCUGUGUUGGUGGUGCUAAAGGCUUCGAAAUUGUAUCGCUCGAGACACUCGAAACACAGUCACUGCUUGACCAAGCUGACACAUCACUCGACUUUGUCGUUCGUCGUGAAAACGUCAAGCCCAUCUAUAUCGAGCGUACGCCAUCAGAGUUCCUGCUCUGCUACACGGACUUCUCAUUCUUCGUCAACAAGAAUGGCUGGAGGGCGCGGAACGAUUGGAGGAUUAUCUGGGAGGGUGUACCGACAGCGUUUGCAACGUGGGGCGACAAGUACAUUCUGGCGUUCGAGCAAGAGUUCAUCGAGGUGCGGCUAACAGAGACUGGAGGGCUGGUCUGUAUCUUGACUGCCAAGAACAUACGCUUCCUGCACUCGAGCUCGAGAGAGAUCCUCUAUGCAUACGAAGACGAGAUGGGCGAGGACGUCAUUGCCAGUCUGGACUUCUGGGGACGUCCACAGUCACCCAGACAAUGA